Gigantopelta aegis is the source of this 1736-nucleotide messenger RNA. Its product is annotated as leucine-rich repeat-containing protein 58-like. Bases 75 to 1139 code for a protein of 354 amino acids. NCBI's taxonomy places the organism in Eukaryota, Metazoa, Mollusca, Gastropoda, Neomphalida, Peltospiridae. The transcript is spliced from 3 exons. The record is from RefSeq and is a predicted model, not a curated record. Gene Ontology annotation, molecular function: protein binding.
CCCACUCAAAAUGUUGUGACAAAGUACAUUUUAUCUAAACGGGGAGAUAUUUGUCAUUUCGUUUGGUUGACGGUAUGGCAGAAUUCGAUUCUUCCUCGGAAAAUGAAUUUAACUGUGAAAAUGCCGAGGAUGUGUCAUAUUUCAACCUGGAUUCGAUUCCGGACUGUUUGCUUGAGAGAGCCCGGGAUUUGCGUGCGCUGCAACUCAACAACAAUGAGUUCACGACCGUGCCAGACUCAGUCGGCCUCUUUACAAAACUCGUGUCAUUGGACAUCAGCUACAACAGCGUCAAGUUGAUUAGCGACAGCAUAACCCAGCUGAAAAGCCUCAGGACAUUAAUCGCCAAAAACAAUUUGUUGACGUCGGAGUCGAUUCCGAAGGACUUUGGCCUACUGAAGAGUUUAGAGGUUGUCAAUUUCAGUUGUAAUUCGUUGGAAAGUUUGCCUCCACAGUUUACCGAACUACACAAACUGCGCUGUUUGUACCUUGGGGGGAAUUUGCUGACAUCCAUUACUAGUGCUGUUAAACAUUUGACAAGACUUGAAGUCUUGUAUCUUGGUGGUAACCAGCUGUCGGAGAUUCCCGCUGAGGUCGGCUAUCUGCACCGACUGACCUCGCUUGUCCUGUGUGACAACCAGCUCCAGAGUCUUCCACCCACGCUGAUCAACCUGCGACACCUCAAAUCUCUCAAUCUCCAUAACAACCAGCUGUCGACGUUGCCGCCGGAGAUCGUUGCAUUAAACCUGAUUGAGCUGAGUCUGCGCAACAACCCGCUGGUGGUCCGGUUCGUGGAGGAUCUUGUGUACAUCCCUCCCACUCUGCUGGAGCUCGCCGGCCGCUGCAUGAAAAUCAACCGAGUUAAAUACAGCACCCUCGAUCUGCCAGUGAACUUAGUCCAGUAUUUACAGUCGGCACAGAGAUGUGUUAACCCAAAAUGUAAAGGUGUUUACUUUACAUCUCGUAUAGAACAUGUCAAGUUUGUAGAUUUCUGCGGAAAAUAUCGCCUGCCCCUGAUGCAGUAUCUGUGUUCCCCGAAAUGUACGUCCUCAUUGCCAACAGUGACAUCUAGUGCUAGUGACAGCGAGACAGACGAAGAAGACGGCGCGAGAGAGAGAAUGAGACGAGUGCUCCUGGGGUAAACAAGAUUGGUCCAAAGGGAGGCCACUCUAGCAGUAACACUUUCUUCACAAAAUAUUUCUUUAAAAUCAAAUUCUUACUGUUGCUUACAUCUGGUAUUUAAGGUAAACAAUAUGUUGCAUACUGCACAUGGUACUGUCAGUUUUGUUUUUAUAUUAUUAUGAUGUGUUGAAGUUUUUGACAGAACUUAUCAUAUUUUGAUGCUGGAUUUAUGCACUUUAAAGAGAUUGUUUUCUGCCUUUGUAAAAUCAUUCCAACUAAUAAAGCCUUUAUAGGCACUAAAGUGGCACUAGAGUCGGAAACAUCGUAGAGUGGCAGCAAACCGAGGACAGUUUGUUUAAUUAAUACAGAUUGUAAACAAUCAACGAGUUGGAAAGAAAUGAACAGUUAUUGACGUGUGAUAAAAAAAUCAUUAAACAUUGCUGAUACCUAAGUUAUUGAUGUGUGCUAAAUUAGUUAUUCAACUGUGACAUGUUCAAUAAAACAGUUAGUGACAUGUGAUAUAUUCGUUACCAAACAUUGCCAAUACCUUUAUCAAUUUGUUUAAAACUGUUAAGUGCUACUGAACUAUGUGAUAGCGAUUAAAAUUAUGAAGUUUA